AUGAACGACUACGAACUAAAUGCCUUCAGCGACGAUGAGGAACUAUCUCUGAGGAAAAGAAGAGUGCGUUUUCGCUUAUCGAAGGGAACAGUCGAAAAUUUAAUAGAAGAACUGGACAACGUUUUAAGACAUCCUACGGAGAGAAAUUCAGCGGUUUCUCCGACAGACCAAAUACUGUUGGCGUUGAGAUUUUAUGCCACCGGCUCUUUCCUUCAGACAGUUGGAGAUUUUAGUGGUGUUCAUGCAACGACGGCCGGCAAAAUUAUACACAAAGUCAGUGUAGCACUUGCCGCGUUACGCAACAUAACAAUAAAAAUGCCAUCAACUGACGAAGAGCGGCUUGAAUGUAAGAGAAAAUUUUACAAUAUUGCACGAUUUCCAAUGUGCAUAGGAGCGAUUGACUGCAGCCAUAUUAAAAUUAUCAGUCCGGGAGGCGAAACUGCUGAGGCGUUUCGAAAUCGUAAACAAUUUUUCAGCUUAAAUGUUCAAACUAUUUGUGACAGUAAUUUAAAAAUAAUGGAUAUUGUUCCGAGAUGGCCGGGAUCUGCCCACGACUCACAUAUUUUCCGAAAUUCUAGUGUGAUGACUCGCUUUGAAUCAGGUGAAUUUGGGGACAAUUGUGUUCUAGUCGGUGACAGUGGAUAUCCUUGUAAGUCAUACCUGUUAACACCACUUGCACAGACAAGAACUCGCGCAGAAAAUUUGUACAAUGAAGCCCAGAUUAGAACACGAAAUCCUGUCGAACGCUCGUACGGUGUAUGGAAAAGACGAUUUCCUGGAUUAGCAAUGGGACUGCGAACAAAUUUGAAAACAACGCAAGUAAUCAUAACAGCAACAGCAGUUCUACAUAAUAUAGCCUGUGAUGAACGAGAAGACGAACCAUGGGUAAAUGCAGAUGAACAACGUGCUAUAGAUUUAGUAAACAACAAUCCGCCUGAUGUUGAUGAUAUUCGUAACAACAGACAUGACAACAAUUUCUUUCGACAACAACUGAUUAAUAAUUAUUUCAAUAAUUUGUAA
Molecule: messenger RNA, 1020 nt
Organism: Zophobas morio
Lineage: Eukaryota; Metazoa; Arthropoda; Insecta; Coleoptera; Tenebrionidae
Product: putative nuclease HARBI1
Exons: 3
Coding region: 1-1020 (339 amino acids)
Source: RefSeq, a predicted model, not a curated record